AUGGAGAACUCAGCCGCUCUAAAUGACAUUCAAAAAGCCGUCUGGGACGGAAGGUUGCCGUUACAAAUAACCCUGGCUCCAGAGGAGAGUCGUACAUAUGAUCAGACAGACCCCUAUCUCAUCUCCUACCCGCGCAUCUCAUAUCUACCAUUCUUACUACCCAGGUUAAAAGCCUUCUUCUCGAGCUCUUUGAUAGAAUCCAACGUGGAAGCUCACGAAGCGUGGCUCUCGUUUGAGAGCGUUCCACUCAAGUGGCAUCUCCCUGCCGGCUUGUUGUAUGACCUGUAUGCGGGAGCGGACCCGGCGUCUCGAGGGAGUAACUCCAGCGACGCGGAUUCGAACGACGAAUAUCUUCCUUGGAGGCUGGUGGUGCACUUCACUUCUCGACCGAAUGAGGAGCUCAUCAAAUUAGAUGGCAAUGGAGGUGUCAUGCAUGAUACCUUUAUCAAUAGUGUCAAGGAAGCGGAUUUCCUGCGUAACGGGAACGCUAAGGGCAUUAUGAGUCUUUCGAAGGAUGAUUCGUCGGGCUUGUGGGAUUCUGUUCAGGAUGUGAACCUGUCCACCUUCCAACGCAUCUCCAACAUUCUUCUCCCCCCUCCCUCUCAACCUUUCCGCAACAUCCCCAUUCGACUCUUCCUCCCGCUUCCCCCUGACUCGGGCUCCCUCUCGUUAAAAGUCGUCCAGUCGCUCGUACCUCCUACUCUCUCGGCCGGCAGCGUAGCGGCCAGCCAAGCGACUCUCUCUCGCGGUAGCCCAGCCCCACAGACCCAGACUGUAGGCACCGCGUUAAACUCUCUCCUUCCGCAUCUCUUCCCUAGUCGCAGGACCCCCAUGCUCGCUAAACCGGUAUUGCAUGGCGCAGCGGUGCCUAUGUCUACGCCCGUUGAGGAGUUAGUUAGGAGUUCGAUGUACGCGGACGGAUGGCUCUAUGUUGUGAUUCGGAUGAUGGGGUGA
Messenger RNA from Aspergillus affinis, 954 nucleotides. Its product is annotated as autophagy protein 5. NCBI's taxonomy places the organism in Eukaryota, Fungi, Ascomycota, Eurotiomycetes, Eurotiales, Aspergillaceae. Gene Ontology annotation, cellular component: Atg12-Atg5-Atg16 complex; cytoplasm; phagophore assembly site membrane. The transcript has 3 exons. The record is from RefSeq and is a predicted model, not a curated record. The coding region runs from base 1 to 954 and encodes 317 amino acids. Gene Ontology annotation, biological process: autophagosome assembly; nucleophagy; autophagy of mitochondrion.